Leptinotarsa decemlineata (Colorado potato beetle) is the source of this 820-nucleotide messenger RNA. Its product is annotated as endoglucanase. NCBI's taxonomy places the organism in Eukaryota, Metazoa, Arthropoda, Insecta, Coleoptera, Chrysomelidae. Gene Ontology annotation, biological process: carbohydrate metabolic process. The record is from RefSeq and is a predicted model, not a curated record. Gene Ontology annotation, molecular function: cellulase activity.
UAUAAAAUAAAACCGAGUACUUAGUAACCAUAUUAGUUAUUGGUUCAAAUCGUAAACAUGAUCGUCAAUAUUAUUUCUUUCUUAUUCGUCAUAACUUCCUGUGUGACUGCAGGUACCAUCGACUAUUACCCGAACGUAGAGGUUAUAGAAGGAGGCAUAAGUGGAGAUGCCAUCACCACUCGCUACUGGGACUGCUGCAAGCCAUCAUGCGGAUGGAGAGGAAACCUCAACGACCACACCGCCAAUCCUGUAACCUCCUGUGCCGCUGAUGGCGUUACAGUGCUAGACCCCGAGAUUAUGGCAGCCUGUGACCCGGGAAAGAACGGAACAUCUUACAUGUGCAACAACCAACAAAACUACGCUGUGAACGACACAUUCGCCUACGGAUACGUCGCAGCUUCUUUCACGGGAGGCGUCGACUACAGCUACUGCUGCGCUUGCGUUCUCCUCUCCUUCAAGAGUGGUUUGGAGGGCAAAUACAUGCUGGCUCAAAUCACCAACGCCGGUAGCGACUUGCACGCCAACCAGUUCGAUAUUGCUAUUCCCGGGGGUGGAGUGGGUCUCCACAAUGGCUGCGACUUACAGUGGCACUCGGGUCCAGAUGGUUGGGGCGACAGAGUUAUGGGUAUAGAUACCAGGGAGGAGUGUGACACGCUUCUUCCUGAACCAUUGCGAAGCGGGUGUUAUUUCAGAUUUGAUUUUAUGGAGGGCAUUCCUAAUCCUGAUGUCUCCUUCAAACAAGUUAAGUGUCCUAAGGAACUGAUUGCCAAUACUGGUUGUAAUAUGUAACUGGUUUCUAAAUAUACUUAAUUUAAUUUCA